CUUAUGCCCGCGAACAGCAAAUUGAAGUAUUGAUUUGUUUACAAGGUGCGAGAUUUUUCAAGUAUCCUAUAAUAUACGUAUGCCCUACAACCUUGUCAAAACGAUUGAGAGAUAAUAUAUACUGACUUAAUUACAGCUUUUCGUGCUGGAGGUUUAUCAGUGCUUCGUGCCAGUGGUGCGGCGCGCCGUUUCAACUUUCGAGGACCUUAAAAGCUUAAUUACCUGUGUUUGGUUUGAGUUGUUUUAUCGAUUACAUGUCUGUUCGUGCCCUGAUACAUCGGGGAUCUUUAUACUAUCGUGCGAAUAGAUAAGGAUCUAAAAAUGUGCGACACGACGACUAUGUGUGUCAAUGGAUACUAUAUUUUCGAAGUAGGUCACAAGUCUGAUUUCAAUUGUCGGCGAUGGAAACUGAUGUAAUUGUGAAGUUAAGAUAGUUUGAAAGAGCAAUAGUCAUGUAUGGGAUGUUGAAUGUAAGCUUAAAGGCGGGAAAUAAGGUGGAAUGGAUAGCGAUAGAUUGGAGACUGUCCCUAAUGGGGUUGCACAUUUGGACACAGUGAGGGCAUUACACCAAACUGUGGUGUCUUUGCGGACAGCAUUGGAAGUGUCCAAGAAUGAACUUAAGACUUUGAAGGAGAAAUAUGAGCAACAAUCACGGUGUACUGACUAUGAGGACAUCAUAGAAAAGUUGACAUUAGAAAAUCAUAUAUUGAGGCGUAAAAUAAUUGAUUCACAUUAUGAGGACUCUAAUACCCAGAAUAUAAAAUUAGAAGUCACUUACAGCCCUCGGGUGGAAGAUAUAGAGGGUACUGGAAGUGAAGUGGUAAUUAAAACUGCUACCAGUGACAGUAAUACUGUGGAUAUUGAACCUGAACCUCAAGAUGAACCUGAAAGUACAGUCCAGUUUUGUACAGCAGAAAAGUUACAUGAUAUUCAAGAGGAGUUAAAUGUAUCUCCUGAAGUGAAAAUAGAUGAAUUGAACAGUCAAGUCACAAGUUUUCCUAAAGAUAGUGAACAAGAAGGUCAUCAACCAAGUUUUAAGACCAAACUAGAGCUACUGUCUAAAUUUGAUGUGAGAAUUAAAGUGAGAACUUUGAAAGAAGGAGCAAUCAUUUCGAGUACUACUUCAGAGAGUGAUUCAACUACAGAAGAAAAAGUACCCAAAGAAUCAGAUGUAAGGUUUCAAUUUGGAGAAAGAAAAGAACAUUUUGAAAAUAUUGAGGGUCCUAAAGGAGAGAGUAUUAAUGUAAGGACAGUUUCUAAAGAGAAUAUAAAGAUGGCAGUGCCAAAUGAGGCUGAAGCUAAGGCCAAAGUGGACAAAUUUGAUGUUCAAGUGAGGAUUACAUCUGAAGAGAGUCUAGUUAUGAAGGAAAAUGUAGAAAGGAGUAGAAGAAAAGAGACAUUAAAUUUAGAUGUUGAUGACUUGAGUCUCAGGUCAUUAUCAGAAGGAGACAACUCAGUAUUCUCUGAGGGUGUUGCGACGCCUGUUGAUCCAGGCGGCGAAGAUAAACUCGAUCAGGAGACAGCUAGUGGCAAUGAAUCUGAGGAAGUUGACGACAUAGAGUUGAUAUUCACCACUGAUGAAUCUAAGGACAUGAGUAAUUUGCAGGAAGACCUCGUAUCAAUACGGGAGUCAGAGCAAUGGACGCCAGGCUCCGCGUCUACCACUCACUCUACUCCGGUACUCAUCAAGUUUCACACUCUCGACCCUGACUUCCAACCAGGGGGUGAAACUAGAGACAAUGCGGAAAACGAAAAUCAGGAGAACACCAGUCUCCAGAGUGUUAUAGCUGAGUCCUCAUUGAGAAUGAAACGUGUGUCUUUACCAAGUGACAAAGAGAUUAAACAUGUGGCUUUUAAUGGCAAAGGAAGUUUGGACUUGCCCGGCAGGGGUAUACUGAAAAGCUGCGAUAAUAAAUCAGACAAUAUGCUGUAUAGAAAGAGCCCAAAUACAAGUACAAGAAGAUUGGACAGCGUGGACAGCUUGACUUGCGAGUACAACAGAGGCUUAAGUUUCGAUAAUACAAAGUCUUCAAGUUUCGAAUUAGGAUCCAGUAUGGACAUUCUCCAUAGAGACGAGAGUAUAGAAAAUUUUCACAGAACCAGUAAUUUCGGACAUAGAUUUUCAGUGUUUGCUGAGACUGAUAUAUCAAAAUGUGGAAUUUCAGAGGAUGAUUUGUUAGGAAAUUUGAAUGUUAGAAGGAACACAUGCCCCAAUCCAUUUCAGUACAGACCGGUGGGAUAUCGCGGUGCGUGGCGCGGUCCAAUGCGAGCGGGUGCAGGUCCGGGCACGGGGCCGGCCGCAGGGCCGGGCGCGGGGCUGCUGGCGGCGGGUGGCACACGCGGCGGCCCGCGGCGAGAAAGCGGCGCGCAGACCGAUGUGUCGGCACUGCCGCCGCGGUGGAGCUCCGAUGGGUAUCUCGCUCAUAAGAUUCCGUUACCGUCGGUGGGUGAGAGCUACGUGGGCGCGGCGGGGGGCGGGUGCGGCGCGUGCGGGGCGCGGGGCGCGGGGCCGGGGCCGGGCCGCGCGCCGCGCCGGCCCUCCGCGCCGCGCCCGCCGCGCGCCGACGACACGCGCCGCUUGCUUCUCAGCGACAUUGGGUUUACGUCGAUGGUGCCGGAGCUGUCGCGGUCUGCGGACCCGGUGUGGGCGCUGGGCAAGCGCGCCUCGCCGCAGCCCGCGGCGGGCCCCGCGCCGCCCUCCUUCGGCCCUGCAGCCGUUCCUGGAUUUUCGCCCACCUCCAAGUUCAUGUCGCGCGGUUCAUACCGUUCACCGUGCCUCAGCAUAGAUCGCAGCAAUGAUUGGUUGUCGCAGACGCAGCCUGUCUACCUGCCCCACACCAAAGAGUGGCGAGGGUGGCGCAGCUCGCUGCCGGACGUGCGCGACGACACCGACGAGCUGCUAUACGAGACCGACGCUUACCUGCGCCGUUCCAUAGACAAUUUGCGAUCCUCCUCAGUCUCCACGGCGCUGGACCUGGAUGGGUCAGCGGUGGUGUGCGGACAGCCAUACAUCCCGUCGGAGCCGCGCCAGCUGCGACUCGGACACACGGUCAAGCUUAUCUCGCCCCAGGGGCGAGUUGUCAUAGGACGAGUCAGAUACGUGGGGCUGGCUGGAAGCACUGCCGCUAGUAGCAGCGUAGUGGUGGGUGCGGAGGUGUCCCGCGAGGCGGUCGGCUCGCACAACGACGGUACGUACCGCGGUCGCCGCUACUUCUUAGCCGCGCCUUCUGCCGCUGCACUCUUCGUGCCCUUCAGCAAAGUCGUCAUGGCCUGGGCCAACUGAACAUGCCCUGCGGUGAGUCCGGCCCUGUCUGCUUACCAUGAAAAUUUAUUCAAAAUUUCCGAACCAAACGUAACACGUACGGAAUGUUGUCAACAAUAUUUCGGCAGUUCAAAAACUUUAUGGUAGGGUUUAUGAUGAACGGAAAGCCAGUAUACAAUAUCGGUGUCUGUAAAAUCGAUUUUCGCAGGAAAGUCUUUCAUCGAACAAGAUUUCUAAGUGACGAAAUUACAUUUCAUGGUAGAUAUCCAGAUUAUGAUCUCGGACAAUCUUGAUACUUGAACGUAUUUAAAAUGAUAUGAAGUAUGAAUUCAAUGUGUUAUCAUACAUGAAAAGCAAUGUACUGGGGUUUUAUCUAUUUAAAUCGAAGAUAAAUUAGUGGAACUCUAUGGUGGCGUUUUUGACAUUAAUCUAUUUAUGAAGAUAUGUAAAUUAAUAUUGAUUGCUCUAUAUAGAUUAUAAACAUUUGCUGUAUUUAAUUACAGAUGUCCGACAUUAGAAAAUUGUUAUCAAAUGUCAAAAAAUCCAUCGUUCCAUGUCUCUUGUUUAAUUGUAAUAAUAUUAUAGGGGUGUUAAUAAUUCUCUCAAAUUUUAACGUCAUGAAAAAAUCUAGUCAUGAAGUGUUUUUAAUAAUUAUGAUAAACAUGGUAAAGUACAAGUAAGGCAUAUUCUGCCUUUUAUGUAUGUAUAUAUAAAAAAUUAUAAAGAACGUAUCAUGCAUGCGUUGAUCUGGCUCGAAGGACUAAAUUAUUAUUUCAUUCAUUCAGUUAAAAAAAAUUGUUUUCGCAUACUAAGUAAAAACUAUAUAAAUUUAAUAUAUUAUUAUAUAAAAAAUAAACUACAACAUGCCAUAACAUAACAAGAAAAUUGUAUUAAAAAUACGAGCGGUGCAAUUAAUUUUAAAGGAAUUGACAUGAUAUUGAUGAGUGAUUGAAUUACAGGAUCUUGAAUACUAUUAGUAUAUUGUGAAUAGUAGAGGGACGGUGUAACUCGUCGUGAUGUGAGAAUAUAAAAUAUAACAAGAAAUUUAUAUACGGUGAUAUCAAAAUCAUUAGGGUCCUUUUAAGAUAGUGUUCUAUCAAUGAAAAUGGAAUUUUGGAUUAAGCCUACUUUAAAAUGAUGCUAGUGAUUUCGUUUUACCCUGUGUAUGUAGAUGGAAAAAAAAAUUGUGAAAAUAUUCAAAUAUAUUUGCGGCCUGUUUCUAUAUAUAACAUAGUAAAACUAAAUGUACCAUUACAAAAUUAUAGAUAUUACGUGUUUACGUAGUUAUUAAUUUGUAUGUCACUAUCGAAAUACUUGAAGUUUUCGUUGAAUUUCGACUCUAAUGUUAAGAACAUAAGACCUAAUUGGAGGUGUGUUCAGAUUAGUAUAGUAGAUAACUGUUUAGGCUAAUUUUAUGCAUAGUUCAUGUGUAUAAAUGUAUGCCUAGGUAAAUGUAAAACUCUUCUCUUUCCUUCAUAUACAUUUCCGAUAUAAAGGUAGAAGGGGGAGAACGAAUAAUAUAUUUUAUUUUUUAUUAAAUAUUUAUUUGUACCUUUAUAUAAAAUUAGUUUAUUUAAAUGUCCUUUAAAAAAAUAAUUCAUAUUCUAAAUUUGAAUAUUGAUUGUCAUAAAUAUUUUUAAUACGUUUAUCAGUGGCAAAAGUAUAAGAAUUAUACAGCUAUGUAAUCAACUGCGACAUUAUACAUGUUUGUUUAUUUGUUGCGAAGAUUACAGAGUAAAUAUAUGAUCUGCAAUAAGUGGAAUAAAAAAAUAUUUAUAGGUAGAUAUACAUAUAUUUAUAUUCUAUAGAUAUGUAACAGUUGCUCACACUUCGCUACUCUAUGGUGCUCUAUAAAUGUUUGGUUGACAGUGCAUCUUGUUGGUGGCUACAUGUUUUCUAUUCCUGAAAACUUGUCCAGUUUGUAUGGUAUGUACUUGGAGUUUAUGACGUUGCUUUUUUAAAUUAUUUUAAGUAUUUAUUUUUAUUCGAGAUACGUGUUUUUAUCAUAUUUAUUUACAUCCAAUUUCAUUUCAGUUAUAGAGGAAAAUGAUUUAAUUCUACAAUUAAUACGAAAGAGUAUCCACUGUAUAAACUCUGCUUUUUUGGAAACUAGAUGGCGUUAUAUCAUAUGAGAUGUUUAAGACUAUUCGCUAUUUUAUUACACUAUAUUUUUUAAAUAUUCAAUAAAAAAUCUUAUUAUUUUCUUUUAUUGAAUUUAGUUAUUAAAAAAAAGCACACAUAAAAGUACCAACAUGUAAUAAAGUGAUACAAAAAACUUGUGAAUUUAAAUACUCAUUAUGUAAUGUUAUUUCGCUCAAAAUACAUGUAAAGCCCAUGAGUUAGUUUAUAUUUCGUCCGGAAAUUUUUACCAAUAAAAUAAAAUAGAAAAAAUAUAUAUAGUAGCAAUAUAAUAUGAGUGAUAUCAGCUGACAUGUAGAAAUUAAAUUGUCUAUUUGUUCCUAUCAGUUUUCUUCACUCAAAUAAUUUUUACAAAAAUCAUUUCCAUAUUCUGUCUAUUUUUAUGUUUUAGGUUUUUUUUUCAUAUAAAACUGAAUCAGGUGAUGUAACGGUACUAAAUUAUUAACAUAUAUAUUUGUAAGAAAUAGUUGACUGCAAUCUAAUUAUAUAUAUUUGGGUAUUUCAUGCGAUUUUUAAUACAAACAGUUUUUUAGCUGCUUUAGCAAGUUGAACCGGUAAUUGGAGUAUCUUGAAGCUCGAUUGAUUGAUCUAAAUAUGAUGGUAAUGAUGAUGAAAAUAAUGACUUUUUAGUCAUCAUACUAUUAUAAACUAUCUCAUUUACAAAAUUAAUUUGCAAUAGAGUAAUUGUAUAAUAGUUUUCUAUUCAAUAUUAAUCUAAUUACGUUACGUAAGGAUAUAUAAACGAGUACACUGUCAAAUGCUUAGAUUAUAAAGUAUAUAGAUUGGCAGUGUAAAAGAGAAACAAAUAUAAUAUAAUAUAUGUUAGAGCGAGACAGAAAAGUAGGAGAUUCUAUAUGCUCGAAGCUGAUUUGGCAGAAGUAUGAACAAAAUAUAUUCUUUCUAUUUUUAAAUUUUGAAGUGUAAUAAGUUUUAAGUGAAUCUUUUUAGUUAGAGUUAAGUGUGUUGUUCCUGAAUAUAACAUCUAUUAGGAGAAAGCAACAAUUUUGCAUAUUUUCCACGUAAUUACGUUGAAAUCUUAUCUGUUUAUCUUUUUAAAUGUAGUAAUAUAGAACUAUCAGAAAUAUUUUGUUCAAGAAUUAGUAGAAAAAAAUAUAUCUAAUUUUAUCCAAAUAAAGUUCUAAUUGUUGACGAAUGGAAAUAAAAAUUAUGACAGAUACGUGAACUUUUGCUAUUUUUACAACUUUAAUUCCAUCCAAAUUCGAAGUUGUCACGUUGUAUAUAUUUAUAAAACACGCACACAGGUGUAACUAUUUUCUUGUCUCGAUUUCAUGAUUGCAUUGCCAGUCUGUCAGUACGUGAAUACGUAAUACUACGUACUUACUCUAUGGUAACUCUAUGGUCAUAUAUGUAGAAUCAUAGAUAGUUCAAUUUACGAAUAUUCAUCUCUUAUUUGACAGUGUAAUAUCGUACCUAGAGAGAAUAAUAUCGGUUUAAAUAAUGAAGUAUAAACCGAUAUGCAACUUGGACACAAACAAAGCAAAGCUUUUAAUGAACCGUGGUUUGGAACUGAUUAUGUGGUUUCACAGCAUAUCAUUUAUUGCGCAUAGUUAAAAUAUCUACAUAUAUUUUCAUAUGUCCACUAUACAAUAAUAUACAGUAGUGGUUCUGAUUUUGUAUUUGAUGUACAGAAUAAUAUUUCAAUACGCCUUUACAUUUGUAAUGUUUCUCUGAUAUAUUUGUAUCUGUAAUUAAGUAGUUAGAAACGAAUUCUGAACGCAGUGAUAAAAAUAUAGCUCGUCAACUUUGUGACCGGCACUCCUUCAGGGUUAUUGACCUAUGAGAAGUAUUAUGUAUUUACCUACAGUACGAUCAAAUUAAUUGUGAAGUAAACUAAUAAAGUAA
Molecule: messenger RNA, 7264 nt
Organism: Galleria mellonella (greater wax moth)
Lineage: Eukaryota; Metazoa; Arthropoda; Insecta; Lepidoptera; Pyralidae
Exons: 12
Coding region: 500-3283 (927 amino acids)
Source: RefSeq, a predicted model, not a curated record